Cyprinodon variegatus (sheepshead minnow) is the source of this 2058-nucleotide messenger RNA. RefSeq names its product solute carrier family 7 (neutral amino acid transporter light chain, asc system), member 10 (gene slc7a10b). The record is from RefSeq and is a predicted model, not a curated record. Gene Ontology annotation, cellular component: membrane. Lineage: Eukaryota; Metazoa; Chordata; Actinopteri; Cyprinodontiformes; Cyprinodontidae. Gene Ontology annotation, molecular function: neutral L-amino acid transmembrane transporter activity; L-amino acid transmembrane transporter activity. Gene Ontology annotation, biological process: D-serine transmembrane transport; amino acid transmembrane transport; D-alanine transmembrane transport.
AUGGCGGCAGAGUGGAUAGCACCCAUGGAGAGGACAAGAGCUCUGGGAGUACGGGGGCUGAGGUUAGCUCAGAUCCGAAGAACCAAGCAGACAGACAUGGAUGGACAGAACUGCAACAAUAUCUGUUCUCGGACACAUCAACCAGCUGUAAAUUUGAAGAAGAAGAAGAAAAAAGAAAUUCCUGACAGAGUGACUUUGAAGAAGGAGAUUGGACUGCUGAGUGCCUGUACCAUCAUCAUAGGAAACAUCAUUGGCUCUGGGAUCUUCAUCUCUCCAAAGGGAGUCCUGGAGCACUCUGGUUCAGUGGGUUUGGCCUUGGUGGUGUGGGUACUAGGAGGUUGUGUUGCUGCUCUAGGCUCGAUGUGCUACGCUGAGUUGGGCGUCACCAUUCCUAAAUCUGGUGGCGACUACUCCUAUGUGACGGAAAUAUUUGGCGGAUUGACAGGGUUUCUGUUGCUGUGGAGCGCAGUCCUCAUCAUGUACCCAACCACCCUCGCUGUCAUUGCUCUGACUUUCUCCAGCUAUGUGCUGCAGCCUGUCUUCCAAAAUUGUGCUCCUCCAUACAUGGCAACACGACUUUUGUCUGCAGUUUGCCUUUUAUUGCUGACCUGGGUGAACUGCUGUAGUGUCCGUAUGGCUACCAGGAUCCAAGAUAUUUUCACAGUGGGAAAACUUAUGGCCUUGGGCCUUAUCAUUGUUGUGGGUCUGGUCCAGAUCAGUAAAGGAAACUAUGAGGCACUGACUCCUCAGGUUGCCUUUUCAAUAAACAGGAUACCAUCCAUUGGACAGAUCGCUCUGGCCUUCCUGCAGGCAUCCUUCGCCUUUAGUGGCUGGAAUUUCCUCAACUAUGUAACAGAAGAAGUGGUUGAACCCAGACGGAAUCUACCUCGUGCCAUCUACAUCUCCAUUCCAUUGGUGACUUUUGUGUACACACUCACCAACAUCGCCUACUUUUCCUCCAUGUCACCUGAGGAGCUGCUUUCCUCCAAUGCUGUUGCUGUUACAUUUGGUGAAAAGCUGCUUGGAGUCUUCGCUAUUAUUAUGCCGAUUUCAGUGGCUCUGUCCACCUUUGGGGGAAUCAAUGGUUACCUGUUUACUUCUUCAAGGUUGUGUUUCUCAGGAGCCAGAGAGGGCCAUCUACCCAGCCUGCUUGCUAUGAUACACUACAAGAAAUGUACGCCCAUCCCUGCCCUCCUCGUUUGCUGUGCGGCCACAAUUGUUAUACUGUGCAUCGGAGAAACACACAACCUGAUCAACUACGUCUCCUUUAUCAACUAUUUGUCAUAUGGUGUCACUAUAGCAGGUCUGCUGUUCUAUCGGUGGAAGAAACCUAACUUAUAUCGUCCUAUUAAGGUAAACCUCCUAGUUCCUGUUUCCUAUCUGAUGUUCUGGGCAUUGCUUCUUGGAUUUAGCCUGUACUCAGAGCCAGUCGUCUGUGGUGUUGGUUUGGUAAUCAUGCUUACUGGUGUGCCCGUCUAUUUCCUUGGUGUCCACUGGAAAGUAAAACCAAAGUGUGUCUACAACUUUACUGCUUGGGCUACAUCAGUGGGCCAGAGGCUGUGUUUUGUGGUCUUUCCUCAGAUUGACCCUAUUGAGAUCGCCAGUCCUUCAGAAUGGACUGACCGCUCAUCUGGCAGAAACGGUUUCUUCAGCAGUUCAUGAAACUGCCUUUUCUGAACAUGCGAAGAUUGGUGUUCUGUUUGCUUUUUUAAAACAUGUUAGUUUGUAUGCUCAGACAUGCUUUUCCACCAUGGAGUCUGAUCUGUGAGCCUGAAAAAUUAAGCUUUUUCUCUAACAUUCAAGUGAAAAUGCUCACUGUCUGUUUGAUGUCUUCACUUUUGAUUUCCAUGUAUUGUCUUUGAAGGAUCCAUGUGCAAAAGUCUCAUUCACUUUUUAAAGAUUUAAUUUUUCUGUAACGACACAGAACCCAGAUUGACUGACAUUUCCUAAUAACUGAAUUUAUUUUUUCUAAAUAAUUCUAGGAUGUCAUUGUGCCUUAAAGUCUUUUUUACACCAAGUCAAAACAAGUUAAAUGUAAAAAAAAAACACUAAAACUAC